Messenger RNA from Aureococcus anophagefferens, 2020 nucleotides. RefSeq lists its product as hypothetical. Gene Ontology annotation, molecular function: 3-dehydroquinate synthase activity. Gene Ontology annotation, biological process: antibiotic biosynthetic process. The transcript has a single exon. Lineage: Eukaryota; Pelagophyceae; Pelagomonadales; Pelagomonadaceae. The record is from RefSeq and is a predicted model, not a curated record. Bases 48 to 1826 code for a protein of 592 amino acids.
AGCGAUCUCUAGGAGGGCGCUCGAAGUCGAUUGGCGCGCGCUGCAACAUGGUGCAUGCUACGGCCCUCAUCGUGUUCGCCGCGAGCGUCGGCCGGCUCAACGCCCUCGUCGCCAGCGUCGGCGGCCACGCGGCGCACGGGGCCGCGCGCCCGAGCUGGGCUAGGGGCGGGCCUCUCAAGGCGCUCGCGAGCCGCGAAGAAACCGCGGCGCCCGCGCGCCCCGCCGCGGACCCCGGCGCCGACGAGGCGUCGCUCUUCGAAGGCUUCGUCGGCGCCUGCGAGGCCGCCGUCGGCGACAAGCGGCUCAUCGACGAAGUCGUCGCGAGCUUCGCCUACAGCGGCGCUUUACAGUUUGAGCACGAGACGACGACGCGCUACGACGGCCAGGGCGCCGUGAAGCGGGGCCUGAGCCGCCUCUUCUUCGAGGGCGACGCCGCGGGCUUCGACUGGUCGGGCGUGACCACGCUCGUCGGCGAGGACCGCACCGUGUCCGCGCGGCUCACGGCCAAGGCCGAGUCCGGCGCCGUCGCCGCGGAGCUGGACGUGGCGGCGGCCUUCGACGGCGCCGGCGGCGUCGCGAGCCUCUUCGUGUCGCCCCUGGACGCGCCGUCGCGGGCCUGGCUCGCGCGGACCGUCGAGGGCGUGCAGGUCGGGCAGGACGGCGGCCCGAAGUGGGAGACCUACGACGGCCGCGUGCGCCAGCAGAUCUGGCAGUCGCCGGACUGCUUCGCGCCGGGGAACCCCUUCCUCGCGGAGAAGCUGGAGCUGACGACGGGGCGCCUCGUCACCAUCGUCGACGAGACGGUCUGGGGCCUCUACAAGGAGAAGAUGGAGGCGUGGGCCGCGUCCGUGGAUUUGGUCCUCGACCCCAUCAUCGCGCCGGGCAACGAGGACGAGAAGUCCAUGGAGAACAUGAUCUUCAUGCUGGACGAGAUCGCCCGCGUCGACCCGCUGCGGCGCGCGGAGCCCAUCCUCGCCGUCGGCGGGGGCGUGCUCACGGACACGGCCGGGUUCGCGUGCGCGCUGUGGCGCCGCGGCGUGCCCUGGGCGCGCAUGCCGACGACGCUGCUGGGCAUGGUCGACGCGUCCGUGGGCAUCAAGGUCGCGGUGAACUACAAGCGCAAGAACGGCGUCGGCCACUUCUUCUCGCCGAGCCACACGUUCGUCGACACGUCGUUUCUUCCCACUGUCAGCUACCCCGACGUCAUCUCGGGCUGCGGCGAGAUCAUGAAGGCGGCGCUGGUCCACGACGGCACGCUCUUCGACCUCAUGGAGGCCCACGGCGCGCGCCUCAUCGACAAGAAGUUCGUCGACGACCCCGUGGCCGACGACGUCAUCAAGCGGAGCGUGGACACGAUGCUCGAGUGCAUCGGCCCGGACCUCUGGGAGGAGAGCCUCCUGCGCCCCAUGGACUUUGGCCACUCCUUCUCGCGCACGCUCGAGACGACGGAGGCCUUCAAGCUCCGCCACGGCGAGGCCGUCGCCAUCGACUGCAUCAUGAACACGAUGAUCGCGAACGACAAGGGCCUGCUGAGCGACGCGGACACGGACCGCGUGCUGGACCUCUACGCCGCGCUGGGCCUGCCCUGCUCCAUCGAGGGCAUCACGGCGGAGACCUACAAGCGCGCGGCCCGCGAGAUCACGGUGCACCGCGACGGCAUCCUCCGCGCGCCGCUCCCCAACGGCAUCGGCGAGUGCGCCUACACGGACGAGAUGACCGACGACGAGAUCGAGCGCGCCUUCGCCAAGCUGAGCGAGUUCAUCGACGCCCACCCGGAGACCAAGUGGGACCCGUCCAAGUCCUUCGCCGCGGACCGCGAGUCGUGAGCCCGCGCCGCUGCGGCCGGCUGCACAAAGAAAUAGUUGAUACCCCCUUCCCGCGGCUGCAGCGGCUGGACACCACGCCCCCCCUCUCCUUCGAACGACGCAGGACCUCCGCGCGCGGCGACUCGGCGACCACCGGCCCGCUUGUCAGAGCGGCCCGCCGACCCCAGUCGCUCCGCCAUAAAUUCAUCCCUGUG